Molecule: messenger RNA, 1245 nt
Organism: Penicillium daleae
Lineage: Eukaryota; Fungi; Ascomycota; Eurotiomycetes; Eurotiales; Aspergillaceae
Product: 4'-phosphopantetheinyl transferase family protein
Exons: 1
Coding region: 1-1245 (414 amino acids)
Cellular component (GO): cytosol
Molecular function (GO): magnesium ion binding; holo-[acyl-carrier-protein] synthase activity
Source: RefSeq, a predicted model, not a curated record
AUGGCAGCCAAUGAGAUCAGCCCCGCUGAUGCCCAAUUAGCCAGGCCCGGAAACAAGACUACCGAGCCAUCUUUGCACAGUCUACCAACCUUAGUUCGCUGGUAUAUCAAUACCCGCGAAUGGGAGGCCAAUUGCCUCGAUCUACCAUUGUUGAAUGUCCUCCGCCCUGCCGAACAAGAAGCCGUGAAACGAUACCAUCAUGCUUCGGACAGGCGCAUGUCUUUGGCAUCUCAUCUACUGAAGUAUCUAUACAUUCAUCAUGCCUGUGGCGUUCCUUGGAAAGACAUUAUCUUCAGUCGCACCCCCAUGCCUGAGAAUAGGCCUUUUUAUGCAUCAAACUCGAAUACACAGGUCGACUUUAAUGUCAGCCAUCAAGCCUCUCUCACUGCCCUGGCGGGAGUCAUCGCCCCGUCUCAGGAACAACUUGCGAGCCAAUCCGUUCAAGGCAUUGCGCCCUCGCCGCCCAGGAUUGGCAUAGAUAUAACAUGCGUCAACGAGCGGCGCAAGCCUAUGAAGACCAUGAAAGACUUUACCGACUUCGUAACCAUCUUCAGCGAGGUAUUCUCACCCAAAGAAAUGGCAACCAUGCAAAAUCCCCUACCGACUCUUCGUCGAGCCCGUGAGCUGGGACUAGCUCCAUCCUUCCUUUCAGAUGAUGAUGCAACUAUCAUCGAAUUUGGAUUCCGCCUCUUUUAUUCUUACUGGGCGCUGAAAGAGGCAUAUCUCAAAAUGACCGGUGAUGCCCUCUUAGCAGAAUGGGUGCGUCAUCUUGAAUUCACAAAUGUUAUUCCCCCGGCUCCAGUUGAUCCAUUGAUCUCAUCCAAGCCAUAUGGCUUGUCUACUGGCGCGGAGUAUAUACCGCAGUCCCCUCACAAUUGGGGUCCGCCGUACGCAGACGUUGAAGUCUUCAGAGAUGGAGAGGUGAUCGAGGAUGUACGCCUUCAGCUGCAAGCUUUUGAGUCUGAUUAUAUAGUUGCUACUGCUGGCCGGGGAUGCCCUGUGGGCCCUAUUCCUGAAGAGUGUGAAAACGAUGGCGACCACCAUCUUCCGAAUCGUCACGGAGAGCUUUUGGCUAGAGGUACCACGACAAUAAAACGCAUUCCCAUCAGCGCCCAUAUGGCCGUGGGUCAAUCGGAUCCAUGGUGUCCAGACUCUACCAUUGUUGAUCCAUGGCUCCCAAUGCAGGAGGUGGAUAUUGAACUUGAUAUCCGGGCCUGCGCUGAGGGCCAUUGUUCUCAUCUAUAG